This is a messenger RNA of Halteromyces radiatus, 1771 nucleotides long. Its product is annotated as general substrate transporter. Gene Ontology annotation, biological process: monosaccharide transmembrane transport. Gene Ontology annotation, cellular component: membrane. Bases 82 to 1641 code for a protein of 519 amino acids. Lineage: Eukaryota; Fungi; Mucoromycota; Mucoromycetes; Mucorales; Cunninghamellaceae. The transcript has 2 exons. Gene Ontology annotation, molecular function: hexose transmembrane transporter activity. The record is from RefSeq and is a predicted model, not a curated record.
UUUUUUUUUAUAUAUCGCUUAUUUCUUUUUAUUUUAUAUACUUUUCCCUUUUUCCAUUUCUUAUACUAUUUUAUAUAACAAAUGGAUUCUCGUAAUAGUGGUUUAAAGCCCAUUGUUAUCUUUGGUGCGAUGAUUGCCUCAUUAGGUGCAUUAAACUCUGGUUUUAAUACUUCAUCCUUAAAUAUCCCAGGAAAUAAUGUUCGUUAUUGUCCUAAUGUUCCCAAGGGUGAAGUCACUUACUUCCCUAAUUCACCUUUUCCUCAAUGUAUUCCUAUGUCUGAUUGGAUUUGGGGUGUUGCUACUGGUAUGUUUGCUGUUGGUGGUCUUUUAGGUGCUUUACUUGCUGGUCCUAUGGCUGAAAAGUUAGGUCGUCGUGAUUCAAUGUGGACCAUCAAUAUCUCUUUCUUUAUCGGUGCUAUUCUUUUAUCCUUGUCAACAAGUAGUGCUCAAUUUGCUAUUGGACGUAUCUUUGUUGGUAUUGGUUCUGGUUUUAUGACUGUGGUGAUUAGUAUGUAUAUUGCUGAAACAUCUCCUCCAAGAUGGCGUGGUACUCUUGGUUCCUUAUUACAAUUAUUCAUGACCAUUGGUAUCUUUGUUAUUCAAUUAAUUGGUCUUGGUACUUCUUCUGCUAUUGGAUGGCGUAUUGUUGUCAUGUUAACUAUUGUUCCUACUAUCAUUCAAAUGAUUUGUUUACCCUUAUGUCCUCGUUCUCCUCGUUGGUUGAUUUCCCAUGGUCGUAUUGAUGAAGCUCGUGAAUCCUUACUCAAGUUACGUAAUGGUGAUAUUGAAGAAGAAUUUGCUGAUAUGGUGAUUGCUUUAUCUAAGGGUGGUAACAAGGAUGAUAAACCUGCUCCUAAUGCAAAUGGUGACUCUGAUUCUGCUGCUGGUUUCCAACAAAAUGCUCCUGCUGCUGAACCUGAAAUGGAAGUUUCUCUCAACUUCUUCCAAAUCAUGCGUAUUCCCGUUUUGGCCAUUUUAUCUAUCAAGGUGAUGAUUAUUCAUGCUGUUUCUCAAUUGACCGGUAUCAAUGCUAUCAUGUACUACUCUACCAGUAUUUUCGAAAACUCCUUUGCUGAUAAUGCUCGUUAUGCUACUGUCGGUGUGGGUGCUUUGAACAUGUUGAUGACCUUUGUUGCCUUGGCUUUGGUGGAUCGUUUGGGUCGUAAGAUGUUGUUGACUCUUUCUGCUGGUGGUAUGUGUAUCUUUGGUGUACUCGAAAUGAUUGGUCUCUUGUUCAAUGUUGGUCCUCUUCAAGUCGUUUGUGUAUUAUUGUUUGUUGCCUCCUUUGCUAUUGGUCUCGGUAUCAUUCCUUUCAUCUACACUGCUGAAGUUUAUCCUACCUAUGCUGUAUCUGGUGCUUCCUCUGCUGCCCUUACUGUCAAUUGGUUAUGUAACUUUAUUAUUGGUUUGAUUUUCCCUACCUUACAAAACGCUUGUGGUCCCUAUGUGUUCUUGAUCUUCGCUGGUAUUGCCUUCCUCACCGUAUUCUAUUUGAUCUUCCUUAUUCCUGAAACAAAACAAAAGUCUAUUGAAGAUAUUGGUCGUCAAGUUGGUUGGUAUAAUGUGGAUCCUACUGUUGUCAUGAACCAAGCUCAAAAGGCAGAAAUCUUGGGUACUGCUGCCACUGAAAAGACUGUCUAAUUUUAUAUAUACAUAGAUUCUUCUUUUAUUAAGUAUUAUUAUUAUUAUUAUUGUUACUGUUAUUAUUCUUUUAUUAUCAUUACUCUUUUCUUUUUUUUUUUUUAUGCAUAUCCAUAUUAUUUUUUGACAG